GCUCAACAACUACAACAACUACAACACAGUGGACACUUGCAUGUAGUCCAACUGGUCGUGGCAUUUCACUUUCUCUAAGUGACUCAACUCCAAGUUCAUGGACUCAAUAUCAAUUUACUUACACGGCGGCGACUACUUUAGCAGUUUUAUUGUUUGGAUUUCAGAAUGAAAAUAAUCGUAAAUAUUAUCUAGAUACAGUAUCUGUUGUUGAUAACAGUGCAAGCACAACUCAAUUGCUAAAGAACCCAGGCUUUGAAAGUUCAACAACAACACUAACAGAUUGGGUUCAAUAUUGUACGAGCACGUGUGGUUCGGCCCCUGGAACCAUUACUACUGGUUCAAAUUGCUAUUUAUCAACUGGCAGUUGCUAUGUCGACAACUGCUACGCUAGUACAGGUAUCGAUUUUCUCAGUCAAACAUUUACAGCAACAGUCGGGCAUACUUACACAGUUUCAUUUCGUUUGGUAUUAGGUGGCUCAGGUACUAGCGUUUCUAAUAGAUUUUAUGCUGAUGUGGUCUCCAUAUGA
This is a messenger RNA of Rotaria sp. Silwood1, 527 nucleotides long. The record is from the annotation of a GenBank genome assembly. NCBI's taxonomy places the organism in Eukaryota, Metazoa, Rotifera, Eurotatoria, Philodinida, Philodinidae.